Molecule: messenger RNA, 802 nt
Organism: Hordeum vulgare subsp. vulgare (domesticated barley)
Lineage: Eukaryota; Viridiplantae; Streptophyta; Magnoliopsida; Poales; Poaceae
Product: nuclear transport factor 2B-like
Exons: 2
Coding region: 16-630 (204 amino acids)
Biological process (GO): nucleocytoplasmic transport
Cellular component (GO): nuclear pore central transport channel
Source: RefSeq, a predicted model, not a curated record
CGUGCGAUCUACGCGAUGGGAAUAAAGGCAAAGAGCGAAGCAGCAGUUUUCAUCCCGACUGCACAAAAUCGUUCACCCCAUACGGCACCGCGCCUACAAAUAGCCGCGCGGAGUGCGCGUGCCCCGUUGCAGCCGCGGCAGUCCACAGAGCACGAGAAGCGAGAGGUCGGUCCGCGCCAGCGCCAGCGAGCAGCUACAGCGGAGCGCAUGGACGGGCAGGGGAAGGAUGGCGGCAGCGGCGACGGGGGAGCGGGGGGCCAGUGCGACGUGGUGGGCAGGGCCUUCGUGGAGUACUACUACCAGACGUUCGACGCCAACCGCGGCGCGCUCGCCUCGCUCUACGGCGGCACCUCCGUGCUGUCCUUCGAGGGCCACCGCGUCGCCGGCGCCGGGGAGAUCGGGCUGAAGCUGGCCCAGCUGCCCUUCGAGCAAUGCCGGCACUCCAUCUGCACCAUCGACUGCCAGCCCACGCCGUCCUUCCCCGGCGGCAUCCUCGUGUUCGUCAGCGGCAACCUCCAGCUCGCCGGCGAGGAGCACCAGCUCCGGUUCAGCCAGAUGUUUCAGCUGGUGCCCAACGAGCAGGGAAGCUUCUUCGUGCAGAAUGACAUAUUCCGGCUCAACUACGGAUAGCAUGGCAGGGUCGCGUGGGGGUGCCGAAAGGAAUGUGGAUGCUUGGAUGCUCUGGCCGUCCCGUAUAUGGGCGCACUUGCUUUCUCGCUUUCGUUCUUUUCUUUACAUUACGUUCAUGUAGCAAGCACCAUCCUGGAUAAUAAAGUUGGUGGUGGCCCGGGUGCGCGUCGAA